Molecule: messenger RNA, 321 nt
Organism: Staurois parvus
Lineage: Eukaryota; Metazoa; Chordata; Amphibia; Anura; Ranidae
Source: the annotation of a GenBank genome assembly
UGAUUUUGCAUUACCGGGGAGAGAACUGUAUGUACACAAUAUAGUUCUCUCUCCUGUCAGCUCCUGAACACUGUUUUGCAUGGCUGUGCAUAGUAGAGCCAUGCAAACAGUGUGCUUACAGUGAAGCACACACACAGCACACAGUAAAACAGCACACAGUUAACCCUUUGAUUGCCCCACAUGUUAACCCCUUCUUGCCCAGUGCCAUUAGUACGGUGUCAGUGCUUUUUAUUAGCACUGAUCACUGUACUGGUGUCACUGGAGAUGUCAGUGACACCAAGUCAGUUCCCCCCAGUGUCAGAAUGCCAGCCACAGUCCUGC